Molecule: messenger RNA, 726 nt
Organism: Cajanus cajan (pigeon pea)
Lineage: Eukaryota; Viridiplantae; Streptophyta; Magnoliopsida; Fabales; Fabaceae
Source: RefSeq, a predicted model, not a curated record
AUGGCACCAUAUGAGGCUCUGUAUGGUAGGAGAUGUAGAACACCUUUAUGUUGGGUAGAACCUGGAGAGAAUGUCAUGUUAGGACCUGAGAUAGUUCAACAAACUACUGAACAGGUUAAGAUGAUCCAAGAGAAGAUGAGAGCAACCCAGAGUAGGCAAAAGAGUUAUAAUGACAAGAGGAGAAAAGACCUUGAGUUUAAAGAAGGUGAUCAUGUAUUCCUUAAAGUCACUCCUUGGAUAGGAGUAGGCAGAGCACUGAAAUCCCGUAAGCUUACUCCACGUUUCAUUGGUCCUUAUCAAAUUCUUAAAAGGAUCGGUGAAGUAGCCUAUCAAAUUGCCUUGCCUCCAUCUCUUUCAAAUCUUCAUAGUGUCUUUUAUGUUUCUCAACUCAGAAAAUAUGUCCAUGAUCCCUCCCAUAUCAUUGAGUCUGACAACAUUCAGUUGAAGGAUAAUCUCACCUAUGAAACGAUUCCUUUAAGGAUUGAUGACAAGAGGGUGAAACAACUAAGAGGAAAGGAAAUUCCUUUGGUUAAGGUCGUGUGGGUAGGAAAUAUUGAAGAAAGUGCUACAUGGGAAUUAGAAAGAAAGAUGCGAGAAGCUUAUCCAUUUCUGUUUUCAGGUGUGCCGCUGAGGCUGCAUACGAGUGAUGCUAACAAGGUGUACCUUAGGGUCACCGACAGUUGUGAUAUGCUAACUAGGUGUACCUUGGGGUCACCAGUGAUGUAA